Cylindrotheca closterium is the source of this 1221-nucleotide messenger RNA. NCBI's taxonomy places the organism in Eukaryota, Bacillariophyta, Bacillariophyceae, Bacillariales, Bacillariaceae. The record is from the annotation of a GenBank genome assembly.
AUGUGGACUGCAUCGUACAGCCGGGAAGAGGACUGGGAUCGCUGCUGUAGUCAAGCGAAUGGCUUCGAAUGGGUCGAUGAGUUCGAAGAAGACAGCGAAACGGCAAAUCUUGAAGACGAAAGCGAAACACCGUUUGAGGUUCAAGAGAUCAUCAACCUUUUGGAAGAUUACGACAUAGAUGAUGCCGAGUCUGAAAAUAGUAAUUCACUAGAUCCGUGGAUGGAAAAUGCUCUACGCAUGCAAGCAGAUCUAUUUCGCAUGGCACAAUGGAUACGAACAAAGCAAAACGAAUAUGCUGGUCUCAACAUGGGCGAUGACGAGGCUGCACUGAUCCAGUCCACGAUAACUUCCUUCGCCGCAACAACUGCAAGUGAGCUGGAGACUUUACGGAAAAUUAUUCCAGCGUCAUCGUCGGAUAUUUCAAGCCAUCGCUCUGGGAUCGUCCAAGUAUUGUUGAUGAUUCUUCAAUCGAUGGUGACUUCUCCUUUUGGGAGACUUCAGAAACAGCGGACAAGGCCUGCGGUUCACAUUUGGCAGAACCCCCAGGAGUGCACACUGUUCCAACCGAAGCAAAAUGGAAACAAGAACAGCUCUCUUAUAGACUUAAUUGAUAGCGAUGGUGAUGAGAGCCGUGACCAACGAUUUUUGCCAACCUCAGCAGGAGUGAUCAACGAUAAAAGCUUUGAGACGAGGUAUCAAGAUGACGCGCGGGAAAAUAGAAUGGCUCCACAACGUCCAAGUUUUCUUGAGAAUAUCGAGAGGGAAGAAGGAAAAUCGGUUUCGCAAACGGAAGAUCUGGACUCUCCGCGUGCGUCGCUACUCCCAUCACCUGUACCUACCCCACUUCCAAAACCACAAAUCAAGCCGUAUCAGGAUGCAGCAAUAGAAGAGUCGAAUCGGCAAUUUGAGGCAGAUUUGCAGCAGGAGGUAGCUAUGCUGACUGUUGCUGCCCACAGCGAUCUUGACAGUGUCCAGCAAAUGGAGCACAGAAUGGUCGAAAUCACAACACUAAUAGGUCAGUUUUCGAACCUUGUGGGAGAGCAACAAGAAGAAAUCCUUCAGAUUCAUGAUUCAGCAAAAGAAUCCAAGACAAACUUGAACAGGGGACAGGAAAGUUUGGUUGACGCGACAUAUCGACAGAAGAAGUCAAGGCAUUUGUUCGCUUGGAUAAUAUUUGGAAUGUCGAUGACGCUGUUGUUUUUCCACGUACUCAGAAACUGA